GGCCUGGCUGAGGGGAGGUGGCGGGAGGGCGCUAUGGCGGAGGCCGGGCCACAGGCGCCGCCGCCCCCGGGCACCCCAAGCCGGCACGAGAAGAGUUUGGGACUUCUCACUACCAAGUUCGUGUCGCUUCUGCAGGAGGCAAAGGACGGCGUGCUUGACCUCAAGCUGGCAGCUGACACCCUAGCUGUUCGCCAGAAGCGGCGGAUUUAUGACAUUACUAACGUGCUGGAAGGUAUCGGGCUGAUCGAGAAAAAAUCCAAGAAUAGCAUCCAGUGGAAGGGCGUGGGGCCUGGCUGCAAUACCCGGGAGAUCGCGGACAAGCUGAUUGAGCUCAAGGCAGAGAUCGAGGAGCUGCAGCAGCGAGAGCAAGAACUAGACCAGCACAAGGUGUGGGUGCAGCAGAGCAUCCGGAACGUCACAGAGGAUGUGCAGAACAGCUGCUUGGCCUACGUGACUCAUGAGGACAUCUGCAGAUGCUUUGCUGGAGACACCCUCCUUGCCAUCCGGGCCCCAUCGGGCACCAGCCUGGAGGUGCCCAUCCCAGAGGGCCUCAAUGGGCAGAAGAAGUACCAGAUUCACCUGAAGAGCAUAAGUGGCCCCAUCGAGGUGCUGCUGGUGAACAAGGAGGCAUGGAGCUCACCACCUGUGGCGGUACCUGUGCCGCCACCCGAAGAUCUGCUCCAGAGCCCACCUACUGUCUCUACCCCUCCGCCUCUGCCCAAGCCUGCUCUGGUCCCGCCCCAGGAUGCCUCACGCCCAAGCAGUCCCCAGGUGACCACCCCCAACCCUGUUCCCGGCAGCACCGAAGCCCAGGGGGUGGCCGGUCCAGCCGCUGAGCUCACAGUGAGUGCUAUCCCUGGAACCGAUAACAAGGACGGUGGUGAGCUCAGCUCCCUCCCGCUAGGCCUGACAGCACUGGACACCCGGCCGCUGCAGUCCUCUGCCCUGUUGGACAGCAGCAGCAGCAGCAGCAGCAAUAGCAGUUCAUCCGGACCCAACCCUUCUACCUCCUUUGAGCCCAUCAAGGCAGACCCCACAGGUGGACUCAUUCUCCUCGGCCCUCAAGCACUGCUAAGUCUCUCCUCGUUAAAUGACACUUCAUCGCCUGUGUCUCUCUCUUUCUUCUUCCCUAUAUCCUCUGUGUUUGGACUCCUUGAUAAAGUCAUCUCCAUUCUACUCCAUACCCUGGUCUCCUAGUCAGCCUUCGGGUUGCGGCAGUCAGGACCCCAAACCCCCACCCCAUGCUACACCAGUGCUACUCUUGAUAAGUUGCCCAGCUCUGACAGCCAGCUCCAGCAGGUUUCUGGCCAAUUUGCUCUGGUGCUCUCCUGCUCUGUGUUGAUGCUCUUUUUUCUCCUUUGGCAUUAACGAUGUCAGCUCUUGGUUCUUCUCCCUUAAUUGGCUUCUUCUUCUGACCUCUCCCUGGCAUGGCUUUAAAUCUGGUUUCUCAGAUCUCUGGCUCAUUCCAAACCUGUGGAGGGCCCCAGUUCUGGGUAGAUGAAUCCCAGCCUCCAUCUUGCCUAGGCCUUUUGCCUGAACUUUACCUCUUGUGUCCACGUGCCUUCCUCUGCACAUCCAGUGGGCACUUCAUUCCCAUGUGUCCUCAACUGAAACUUGGAUUUCCACCUUUGUGCAUACCCGACCACUGGCCCUAGUCACCCAGGCCUGACACCUGGGGUCAACUCCAGCUCUAUCUCCUCCUCCCUCCUUGUCCUGCUCCCCACCCCACAUCAGCUUAGUGAGUUCUCUUGCAGACAUCCCCCAUGGAUGGCCUCAUGUAUCCUAACACUCAGGAUCACUGCCAGCCACCUCUAUCCUAAGUUCUUCAGCAUCUUCUUCACCCCGACUGACAAGAAUCUGUUUGAAACACAGCCUGACUGGCAUUUCUCUGUUUACAAAAUUACCUUUAACAGCUCCCAAAGGUCUGCUGGAUAAAACCAGAGCCCCUAAACCUGGCAUAUAAAAUCCCUCGUGAUCCAGCUCCAGCACUCCUUUCCUCUGUUUCCCAUGUGUGUCCUCCUGGUUAGACCUUUGUAGCAGUGUCAUCACCCUGUAGCACUAUCCCCUAUUUAAGAAUGCCUCCUCCUCUGCCAGGUGACUGGCCUGGGCUGUGGUCUCUGAGCCUGGCACCAAGUAGGUGCUUAGCAAGGGCAGGGAUGGACAGGACAUUCUCUGUCAGACAGGGCAUCCUGCAUCAGACAGAGUAUCCUCCAUCAGACAGGGUAUGUACUCUGAGCUUAGAAAUGGAGAGGGUGUGCUGCCCUUCUGCCAAACCACUGAGUUAGAAGGGCUGUACCGAUUACCUACAGUGGUCCUUUGGCACCGAGGAAUUCAGGUCUGGUAGGGGAGACUUGCAGACAGUGCCGGCUUGGUCUGGUGCAGGGCCUACAUCUCAGCUGUGUGGAGCCCCUGGGUGGGUGAUAAAGGAUCUGGGGAAGUGGGGGCUAGAGUGGGACCAGGCUGGAUCUCUGUGCCCUUGAGCAUGGCUUUCUUGUC
Messenger RNA from Aethalodelphis obliquidens (Pacific white-sided dolphin), 2496 nucleotides. RefSeq names its product E2F transcription factor 4 (gene E2F4). NCBI's taxonomy places the organism in Eukaryota, Metazoa, Chordata, Mammalia, Artiodactyla, Delphinidae. Gene Ontology annotation, biological process: regulation of transcription by RNA polymerase II. The record is from RefSeq and is a predicted model, not a curated record. The coding region runs from base 34 to 1197 and encodes 387 amino acids. Gene Ontology annotation, molecular function: protein dimerization activity; RNA polymerase II cis-regulatory region sequence-specific DNA binding; DNA-binding transcription factor activity, RNA polymerase II-specific. The transcript is spliced from 8 exons. Gene Ontology annotation, cellular component: RNA polymerase II transcription regulator complex.